Messenger RNA from Nematolebias whitei (Rio pearlfish), 3580 nucleotides. It is a transcript of the gene taf1c, whose product is annotated as TATA-box binding protein associated factor, RNA polymerase I subunit C. Gene Ontology annotation, cellular component: fibrillar center. The transcript is spliced from 15 exons. The record is from RefSeq and is a predicted model, not a curated record. Bases 316 to 3285 code for a protein of 989 amino acids. Gene Ontology annotation, molecular function: protein binding; RNA polymerase I core promoter sequence-specific DNA binding. Gene Ontology annotation, biological process: transcription by RNA polymerase I. Lineage: Eukaryota; Metazoa; Chordata; Actinopteri; Cyprinodontiformes; Rivulidae.
UCACGCUCUAAACCCAGACCUGCACGUGUUUGAACGGUUUCUGAGGGUUUUUCAAAAGCAUUUAACCUUAUUUGUGUCGCAUUUUCGGACAGCGGAGCUGGUUUUGGACCGUACGCGGACUCUUUAAAGUUGUUUAGCAGGUUUUCUGGUGCUUCCCGGAGCAGAAAGGGACAUUUUUCAUGCUAGUUUGGAUUUAGCCGAGCAGCUAGCGACACGCGCCGCUAGCUAACAUGCCCGGGCUUGUUCCAGUGACAGCGACGGAGACGCGACUUUAAAGGCUCGACAGCUGUUUUUAGUGAAUUAAAGAGAAGUCAAAUGGAUUACCAGUUUCCUCAGCGGCUGUUUCCCUCUUUUUACAACAACGGACCGCCGUCGUUUUCGGUGUCGAGCAGCGGAGAAGCUGGAGGAUGGGGCUCUUACGACGGAGUGUUGCCUCAGGGCGGUUCCAGUUCUCUGUCCAGCUGCACGUUUACAUCCAAACAUCAGGUCAGAGGGAGGACGUGGACCCAGACCGAGCCCGUGGUGGUCCCACUCUUGACUCCUAAAACAGCUUUAUUCUGUAAUUUGACGCCUCCAGAUCCGCUGGACUUCACCGAACAUAUGCAAAACUACUACUUGAACUACAGCCACGAUGCGUUCGGGUGCAUGAGCGACAUCCUGGGAGAACAUUUUUACUUUAAGUUCGGCAAAAAGUACAAAGAGAAACAUCGACGGGGUUCUGUCAACGUGUGGACGAUGAGAAACCAUAUCGAGAAGUUGAAACAUAAAACGUGUCACCAGAGGUUCCGCUCCUCCUCCCUCGGCUCGUACUGCGGCCUGCUGUCGGACGUGGUGCCUGACGUCCCCCCAGACCUGCUGGGCUCCCUGCUGCACGAGGAGCUGACGGAGCAGCGGGACCGCCUGCAGUUCUCCGACAGAACCACCGGGGGCGCUCUGGCCUUUGUCCCACUCUCACGGAGCGGGGGCUGCCUCGUGUGUCCUGGAGGACCGGGUCUGGACUGCCUCGCCUUCCACCGGGUGGCGCUGCGGCAGCACGGUGUGGACCUCCAGAGCAGAGCAUCUCACAGCUUCCAGCUGAAGGCUCCGGUCAGACAGAUCAGCCACGCCUCGCUCUUCAACGACUGUUGCGUGGCCGUGCGCUCGGAUUACCUCUGUGGAGUCUGGAGGGUCAGCGAAACGAGCGGACCUCGUCUGCUGCAGGUGGUCGGCACCAGAGAGGCCGCCACCUGCGUGAGCGUCAGUCCGCAUGUUCUAGGUGAAGUUCUGGUGGCGAGCGAGAGCGGGACGGCGAACCUGUGGACCGUCGGCCGAGGGCUGCAGAAGGUCCGAGCUGAAGACACCAACCUGUACUUCAACGCCAAAUCGUCGUGGCGGUGGUGCGAGUUCUCCGCUCAUCCGAGGGUGGUUCUGUACGCAGACAGAACCGGGUCGGAGCUCACUGAUGUCAGGGCGGCGCCGGGUUCUGGCAUCACUCUGUUUCGGAUCAGCAGCGCCUCUGAGUGCCGGAGCGGAGAACGCCUCCUUCAGUCCAGGUACCUGGGAGACGUGCACGCCUUCCAUCACCUCGUCACCACGCAGUAUUCGGCCUACGUCAUGGACGAGCGCUUCACGUGCGUGCCCAUGCUGAAGUUGAACCACAUGAUGAAAGCCCCGCCCAUUUUCUGUCAGGUGGUUCGACGCUCCGCUGGGAGUGAAGCCGCCGACGUUCUGUUCGGCUCCCAGAGUCCUCAGGAGGUCACGCUGCUUCAGUACUCAGGAGGACGAGCCACGGCCUGCUUCAGCCUCGGUCCUCCUCGGGCUCUCCUCCGACCCAGAGACAGUCUCAGACACCUCCCGGUUCAGAUCCCUCACCGCCUGGAGGUCACCACCAACAGACUCAGCGCACCUGCAGCUGGUCUGACGGUCAUCCAGGAGGACUCGGGAAGUGACCCGGGCGGCGGGGAGCGCGUGUGUGUCCUGCAGCUGACGGAGGCCGGAGAUGUCUUCUAUCAGGUCCUGGAGCAGAACCAGGACUCUGUGGACCAAGCUGUGCCACAGAGAGACGCCUCGGAGCCAGCCGAGCUUCGGCUGGUUGGGUCGGACACGUCGCGUGACGAGGAGGCGCAUCUGAAACGCUCCGAAGCUGCGGACUCCGACUCCUCCGAGGAUCCAGGAGGCCGAGCUCGGCGCCUCAAACUGCUGCAGCUGCAGGUUUUUGUUAACGACGAGCCCGAUGCAGCCGAUCCAAAGGAGGCUGCUGGAGGAGCCGAGGAGGACGGAGGGAGCUCCUGCAGGAGGAGGGAGCGGACUCCGUCGGCGCUCAGCAGCAGAACUCUCCACACGUGGAAGGUUUGGCUGCAGAAGCUCGUGCGCAGGAGCGGCAAGAAGAAGCUCGACUCGGAGCUCUUCACGGCCGAGCGCAAAGGUCUGCUGACGGCUCCUGACAAGGAGACGCGAGGAGCAGCGGAGGAAGACCUUAGGGAGGCGAUGAGGUCGUGCAUGUCGAGUCGCUCGCUGCUCCUCCACAGCUCCGACGCCGCUCCUGGCGUGGAGCCCGUGCCAAACGCCGUGGACCCCGAGGAGUGGACGGACGAGCUCAGCCGCCGGCUGAGCGUCUCCUGGCAGGGCGAGGAGGCGUGGAGGGCGUGGUGGCACGACCAGCUGGGCCUGAACAGGAAGUGGAAGACGGAGGCUCUGAAGAGGAAGAGGAGGCGGGAGAAGGAGGUGAGGAGAGCCGCGGGGCAACAGUUGGAGCUGAGCGGGAGCUUCACCUCCUCCGUCAGCUACCAGGUGGAGCUGGACGACUUCUCCAGCUCGGCGGGUUGGUCGUCGGUCACGAGCCAGGAGGCGUGGUCAGACGAGGAGGAGCGGGGGCUGCUGUCCCAGCUGGAGAUGGUUCUGAAGAGUGACCUGCCCUCAACGCCUGCUCACACUGAGACUGACUCCCCACCCCCCAGCCUGACCCCCACGCCUCUGAAGGAGGAGCAGCAAACUCCCAGCAGGCCUCGUGUCGCCCCCCCGUCCUCCACCAGACACCCCGAGACCACACCGUCCAGUCAGAGGACAAAACGUCCAGCCAAGGACUACCUGAGCUCUCUGAUGGACACACAGGACGACCCGUCACAAGAUGACCCGUUUUGUCCUCCCGGCGCCGCCUCGACCUCUCAGGCCCACAGCUCCCAGCCCGUCCCCCUGAGAAGUACCGGCUCGCUUUGGUCCAGAGACUUUCUCACGUCCCCGCAGGCGUCGCAGCGUCGAAGGGCGGCGUCUCAAACUCAGAAGAAGAAACCUCGGAUGGGAUUCUGAUCCGUUUGUCCGUCAGAGACCGGGUCUUUUGGAGUUUCUGGAUUUGUGACCCACGUCGGAGGUUUUUUAUUUUCACCCAGACUGGAUCUAAAGGACCAGACGGCGCCUGGAGGAGGAUCGUCUCCGAGUCCGGACUGUCUCUGUGUGGUAGGACUGAUUUGUCUCGUCUCUGUUUGAAGCGUGUUUCAGACCAGAACUGAGGAUUUAGCAGCUGGAUUUCUGUUUUUUGAGAUGAGCGACCCGUCGAGGCUUUAAUAAACAAACAAACAAAGUUGUUUAUGAUUGUUUGUGAGCU